AUGAUAACAUCAUCGGAUUCUCUAGUUUGUGGAAGUGACUUUGUUACGGAUUGUCUAAAAAUAUUUUCGGAGUGUGCACUGUUAUUGGAUCCGGGUAUAUCAUCACUUUGGGUCGAAGGUAAUCUAAGUGUUCUGUAUAAUGGUUCUGCUAGGCCAUGUGUGAAUCAUGUGAUGGAAAUAGAAGCUCAUGAAUAUUGGAUGCCAGUAAUAGAUGAGUUAAAUGGUUAUAGCUUUACAUUGGCGCCUAGUGAGUUAUUAUAUACGGGCAAUAUGUCGGAUACUAGACUUACUUUAGUAUUAUCUGAGAUGCCAUUUUAUGAUGGUUCGACUGCAACCUUAGUUGAAAAUGAUACGUAUGUUCAAUUGCAAGUCGGUGCCAAGUACUCUUUUGCUGGAGAUUAUAUCGGACAUGCUGCACAUGGCAACCCUCUCAUUUGGGACAGUACAGGACGCGGUGCUGUCAGUCGUAGACACCCUUGCUUCACUACACCACCCACCAUACCUAUCGCCUGCCAAUUCAACGAACUCACUGCAUCAUCCAGACUCACUCUCGAUUGCGCCUGGACUCCGGUCUUCGACGCACUCUCCUUCAUCAUUCCAGGACAACCGCUUCAAAUCAACCUAAACAUCAACAUGCCCAAUCAACUCGAUGGCUACAAUCUACCACCCUUGCUCCCCCCACUAAAAAACAUCGAACUACGCAACUACCAUAAGGUACUCUGGAGACCUAAUAGUCACCAAUUCAGAGACGGUAUCAAUUUCCCCGUCUGCGCACACGAAAGUAACUCACACUGA
This is a messenger RNA of Gregarina niphandrodes, 795 nucleotides long. RefSeq lists its product as hypothetical. The record is from RefSeq and is a predicted model, not a curated record. The coding region runs from base 1 to 795 and encodes 264 amino acids. Lineage: Eukaryota; Apicomplexa; Conoidasida; Eugregarinorida; Gregarinidae. The transcript has a single exon.